CGUACCCGAAGCUGCUCGUAUAAAUGAAUUCACGGCGUCACCAAGCUCAGAUGAUUCGCAGUACCAGUGAGCGCACCCGGCUGUCAACACUCACAACCCCCUACACACACACACACACACACACACAAACUCACACACACAAGUCUGCGUCAUGCGUCCUGAGAGCGACGGCACGAACGCGGUAACUCCGAUGGAUGCCGGUGAAACGCACAGCGGCAGCAGCAGCAGCAGUCUGAGGGGCUGACUGUGUCCUGCUUAUUCGGAAAAGUUGCGCUCCGAGUGCAGUCACAUUAUGGAUUUUAUUGCCACAAGCAGCAACGACAGCAACGCCACCAGCGGUUACCCUGGCGGGACGGACGUGGUGGCCGACUGGGGCGCGGGUGAGAAUGCCACGGGGUCUCGGUCCCUGCCAGAUGUGGAGCUCAGUUACCAGAUUAUCAUUUCCCUGCUCCUGGGGGCCCUCAUCCUCUGCUCCAUAUUUGGCAACGCGUGCGUCGUGGCUGCCAUCGCCCUGGAGAGAUCUCUCCAGAAUGUUGCCAACUACCUGAUUGGAUCCCUGGCCGUCACAGACCUCAUGGUAUCGGUACUGGUUUUACCAAUGGCGGCCCUCUACCAAGUUUUGAACAAGUGGACACUGGGACAGGAGGUCUGUGAUGUGUUCAUUUCUCUGGAUGUACUUUGUUGCACUUCAUCCAUCCUGCAUCUGUGCGCAAUAGCCUUGGACAGGUACUGGGCAAUAACGGACCCCAUAGACUAUGUAAAUAAGCGGACACCGAGGCGAGCAGCAAUCCUGAUAAGCGUAACUUGGCUAAUUGGUUUCUCCAUCUCUAUUCCGCCCAUGUUAGGCUGGAGAAGCGCCGAAGACAGAGCGAACCCCGACGCCUGCAUGAUCAGCCAGGAUCCGGGCUACACCAUCUACUCCACAUUCGGAGCUUUUUACAUCCCUCUCAUCCUCAUGCUGGUCCUGUACGGGAGAAUAUUCAAAGCAGCUCGGUUUCGGAUUCGAAAGACGGUGAAAAAACCCGAGAAAGCAAAAGUGUCCGACAAGUGUCUGAGUGUGUCUCCGGCCAUCUUCCACAAGAAAACAAACGGCGAGGCCGGGGUCAAAGGCUGGAGGCUCAGCGACGACUCAAAACCCAGCUCUCCGUGCGUAAACGGCGCGGUGAAGCACGGGGAGGAAGGGGAGUCACUGGAGAUCAUAGAAGUUAGCAGCAACUCAAAGACACACCUGCCCCUGCCCAACACUCCUCAGUCCUCCUCGCAGGGUUAUGAAAACAUGAAUGAGAAGAACUCGGGUGCGAAGAGGAAGAUCGCGCUCGCCAGGGAGCGCAAAACGGUGAAAACACUCGGGAUCAUCAUGGGAACUUUUAUCUUCUGCUGGCUGCCGUUUUUCAUCGUCGCGCUGGUUUUGCCUUUCUGUGCAGAGAGCUGCUACAUGCCCGACUGGCUGGGCGCUGUCAUAAACUGGCUGGGCUACUCCAACUCCCUCCUCAACCCCAUCAUAUAUGCCUACUUUAACAAAGACUUCCAAAGUGCUUUCAAGAAGAUUAUAAGAUGCAAAUUCCACAGAGCCUGAACAAACGUAAAGGGAGGAAAUGUGAAAUGAUUAUUAAACGGACAGCAGGAAAUGUUCACUGACUGUUUUGAACAGCUAAAAUGAUGGCCCAGACUUUUAUUCAGGGACUGUCUCUUUUCGGGUUGUGUUCAAGAACCGUGUGAAAAAAAAACAACAACAGAAAACAAGGGGUCACUGUUGAAAUGAGACACAAAACAGGAACUUUCGCUCUUAAUGUACAAGCUCAUGUUUAUUAAGUGUUGUAGCUCCAGUAUAUAGCCUAUAUGCGACGGCAGCCAUCGUUGUAUUGCCAUGCAAGACGUAUCAUGUGCUGAUUCCAUGCAUUUUUACAAAGAGACGUGCAGGGGGGUAUGCGUCCAAUACGUCAUGAGCUUUGUAGCACUGAAACAAUAAAAGCAAUCAAAGUUUGUCAUUAAGAAAAAAAUGAGUCGAGUUUUGCUUAGAGAAUAAGAAGUUAUGAGGCAGGAAGAAAUCAGGGUUGUUCAAAAUUCCCCCUUCUGGUCAUAUAUUUGUGUAAAGAUUAUGAGGAAUUAAUCGUUCACUGUGCUGAUGAGCAGACAAAGCAGGGAGAAACUCAUCAGCUUGCUCUGACAGGCCACACUG
Molecule: messenger RNA, 2179 nt
Organism: Labrus bergylta (ballan wrasse)
Lineage: Eukaryota; Metazoa; Chordata; Actinopteri; Labriformes; Labridae
Gene: htr1aa
Product: 5-hydroxytryptamine (serotonin) receptor 1A a
Biological process (GO): regulation of hormone secretion; regulation of vasoconstriction; adenylate cyclase-activating adrenergic receptor signaling pathway
Cellular component (GO): plasma membrane
Molecular function (GO): dopamine neurotransmitter receptor activity, coupled via Gs; G protein-coupled serotonin receptor activity
Source: RefSeq, a predicted model, not a curated record